Messenger RNA from Panicum virgatum (switchgrass), 2400 nucleotides. Its product is annotated as cysteine-rich receptor-like protein kinase 6. The coding region runs from base 249 to 2210 and encodes 653 amino acids. The transcript is spliced from 7 exons. NCBI's taxonomy places the organism in Eukaryota, Viridiplantae, Streptophyta, Magnoliopsida, Poales, Poaceae. Gene Ontology annotation, molecular function: protein kinase activity; ATP binding. The record is from RefSeq and is a predicted model, not a curated record. Gene Ontology annotation, biological process: protein phosphorylation.
UAAUGGUGGUCCGAGCAAGUAGUGGGUACUCUAGCAUCAAGCAACAAGGUUGUGUCGGCGUCUCCAACAUUGACAAAACACCAAGGACGACCAGGUGCGCUUGGCCCCACAACAGUAACUGCGUGAUGGCUUCCUCUAGAAACUAUUACCGCCACCACCACCUCUCCUCCUCCAAGCUCGCACGGCCACCACUCGCAACCUAUCCUUGCAUUCCCAGCAUCGUCGGCAUCACGACGACUUAGUACGCCAUGAACGGCGGGCUCCUCGCCGCCGUGCUGAUCCUCGUGUUGCACCCGCCACCGGCCGACGCGGCUACGUCGGCGACCUGCGACAGUAGCGGCGGCGGCGGCCGCUACACGCCCGGCAGCGCCUACGAAGCCAGCCUCCGCCGAGUCGCCGACGCUCUCCCCACCAACGCCUCCACCUCCGCCAACCUCUACGCCACCGCCGCCGUCAGCGCCGGCACCAACCAGACCGUGUACGCCGCCGGGCUGUGCCGCGGCGACCUGGUCCCCUACACCUGCCUGGUGUGCCUCCAGUCGAGCUUCAGCGACGCGCAGCUCCAGUGCCCCCUCGACACGGACGUGAGCAUGAACUACGACGCCUGCCACAUGCGCUUCGCCGGCGUCGACUUCCUCGCCUCCACCAACAACUCGGUGCAGCUACCCUACUUCACCAACUUCCCCGCGGUGGCCGCCGCCUCCGCCGCCGGCCGCUUCAACGGCCUCGUGGCGGAGCUCCUCGCCGCCACCGCAGGCUACGCGGCCGGGUCGGGGAGGAGGUUCGCCACCGGCGAGAUGGACGUGGACAGCGACUACUCCCAGGGGCAGUUCUCCAACAUAUUCGCGACGGCGCAGUGCACGCCGGACCUGACGCCGGCGCAGUGCCGCGCUUGCCUGGCCGGCGCCAUGGCGGAGAUGCCACGCCAGGUGUUCCCCAGCAACUCGACGGGGGCGAGCUUCGUGGGCGAGCGCUGCGGCUUGCAGUUCGCCCCGUAUGCGUUUUAUAACGGCGACACCAUGGUGAAGCUGCCCAUUCGGCUGCAAGGAAAAAAGUCGGCAACGACUCCAGUUCUUGCAAUAGUACCUGCAGUAUUGGGUGGACUAUUCGCACUAACACUAAUUGCCCUUUGGGUUUGGCGGAAGAAGAGGUCACCAAGAAAAAUGUCACUCUUCGUAAAUGUAGAAGACAUGGAAAGUUUUGAGUCCAUAUUUAUCGGCCUAUCCACGCUUCAGUCAGCAACAAACAACUUCGAUGAAAACAACAAACUUGGCGAAGGAGGAUUUGGUGUUGUUUAUAAGGGUGCUCUGCCAGAUGGACAAGAAGUAGCAGUCAAGAGGCUUUCUGAGAGCACAACACAAGGACUAGGCCAGAUGAAGAAUGAGCUAGCUUUGAUAGCUAAGCUACAGCACAAAAAUCUUGUUAGGAUUGUCGGUGUUUGCUUGGAAGAAGGUGAACAAUUGCUUGUCUACGAGUACAUGCCCAACAAAAGCCUGGACACCAUUAUCUUUGAUCCCGAUAAAAGUAAAAAGCUCGACUGGGGAGCGCGAUUCAGAAUACUCAACGGAAUUGCUCGAGGCCUGCAGUACCUGCAUGAACAUUCCCAGCCGACGAUAGUCCACCGGGAUCUGAAAGCGAGCAAUGUUUUACUUGAUGCUGACAUGAAACCCAAGAUUUCAGACUUUGGUCUGGCAAAGAUUUUUGAUGAUGACCAAACAAGGCACAUCACAAGCCGCAUCAUUGGAACACUCGGUUACAUGUCUCCUGAAUAUGCCAUGCGUGGGCACUACUCUACGAAGUUAGACGUGUUCAGCUUCGGCGUUCUUGUCCUGGAGAUAGUGACUGGGCGAAGAAACAACUACGCACUGAACACACUGUAUUCUCAAGACCUCUUCUAUCUUGUGUGGAAACACUGGGUCGAGGGAACAAUCGCAGAAAUAGCAGACACUAGCCUGGGCAGGCACUACCCAAUGGCCGAAGUUCUGAAGUGCAUCAACAUUGGGCUGCUCUGCGUUCAGCAGAACCCGACGGACCGGCCAUCUAUGUCUGCGAUCGUCGCCAUGCUCGGCAGCGACACGGUCUCCCUGGAAGCUCCCUACCGGCCAGCCUAUGUCGACAGGAGCAGGAGCUACUCAGAGACUGCUGAGCGUGUGAAGGAAGAGCUGUGCUCGGAGCCUCAGACGUCGAUCACGGAGCUCACACCUAGGUAGACAGAGAAUUUGACAAAGAAUUUGCCUGCAGCAAUAUAGUCAGUUCAACAGGCACAAAUAUGAAUUCGAAGGAUGUGUGUAUUGUGUCCGUUGUGUAUAUAUACUGCACAAAUAGUUAUAUAAUAAUGUACUUGCAAUGACAUUAGUAAAUCCCGUGGCAAAAAUAUACAUGAUGCAAACAGUUCGCACA